Molecule: messenger RNA, 1674 nt
Organism: Besnoitia besnoiti
Lineage: Eukaryota; Apicomplexa; Conoidasida; Eucoccidiorida; Sarcocystidae
Product: transporter, major facilitator family protein
Exons: 7
Coding region: 1-1674 (557 amino acids)
Biological process (GO): transmembrane transport
Cellular component (GO): membrane
Molecular function (GO): transmembrane transporter activity
Source: RefSeq, a predicted model, not a curated record
AUGGCGAGUGAGCCGUUUAUCGACUUCAAGCCUUCCAAGGCGGGGCUUCCGCCGAUCCCGCCGUCCCCGUCGCAGAGCAGCGCGGAGGAUGAGCCUCUCGUGUCGGGCGAGAAAAAGAAGGACAAGAAGGAUCGCUUGAACGUCAUGAAAACCAAGUCGCUGAUGAUGGUGAAUUCCUCAGCGGCUUUGGACGGCUGUGACGACCAGCUUCUUCCCGCGACAUUUCGCGCCCUGGAACGCGACUUAAACUUUCACCCCUCGCUGCUAGGCUACAUUACUUUGGCUCAGACAAUGUGCCUUUCUCUUCUGUGUCCUCUGUGGGGAUAUCUGUCGGAUCGGCACUCUCGGAAGUGGCUUCUCGCGUUUGGAACUUCCGCUUGGGGGCUGACUACGACCCUCCUGGGCCUAGUUUCAGAGUUCUGGCAGGUGACAUUGCUUCGUGCGAUGAAUGGAGUUUUUCUCGGAAGUGUGGGCCCCAUUUCUCAAAGCAUUUUAGCCGAUACAGCGUCCAGCAAGAGCCUGGGAUACUCUUUUGGCUUGAUCCAACUCUGCUCUUGCAUUGGCCGUCUCGUUGGUGGCGUCGUCACCACGUCCGUAGCGCUGCUUGACGUUGGCGUUCUUCGGGGCUGGAGGGUGUGCUUUUUCUGUGUCGGAGGCGCCAGCAUCGUCCUCGGCAUCCUCAUUGCCAUUUUUCUUGAGGAAAUUCCCCGAAAGAAGUCACGACGACGCGCUAAGUUGCUCGAUGAAAGCGGCGGCACUGGAGGCCCGGCUCCCCAGCCUCAAGAGGAGCAAAACUGGCUGAGUUUUUUCAAGGAUGUUUUCUCCCAGUCUCUCUCCACCCCGUCCAUCGUCAUCAUUCUUGCUGAAGGUCUGUUGGGUACCGUGCCGUGGUCGGCCUUCAGUUUCAACACCAUGUACUUCCAGUACUGCGCGAUGUCGGAUCUCGAGGCUGCUGUGCUCACUGGGUCACUGCUCAUUGGUGCAGCCGCCGGCGGUGUCAUGGGAGGACUCCUCGGCGACCACCUUUUCCACUGGAGCCGCGGGCACGGCCGCCCCCUUGUCGGCCAAGUCGCGAUGCUUUGCCGAAUUCCUCUUCUCGUUCUCGCGUACGUCGUGGUCCCGAAGGAGGAAGAUUAUUUCUACGCGUAUUUCAUUAUCGCUCUUCUGGUCGGCUUCACGUCCAUGAGUGGAGUUGCAGUCAAUCGCCCAAUCCUUUCAGACGUCGUUCGUCCCGACCACAAGGGAACCGUUUUUGCCAUUACCGUUGCCCUGGAAGGUAGCAGCGCGGCCAUCUUGGGCGCACCUUUGGUCGGCUUCUUGGCUGAAUCCGCUUUUGGAUACGAGAGAACGUCACUCCUCGUCAAAGACAUGCCGUCGCACCUCAGACUGGGCAAUGCAGAGGCCCUUGCGAAGUCUCUUUUUCUUCUUACGGUGAUUCCCUGGUCGAUCUCGUUCUUCCUUUACGGCAUGCUUCACUUCACUUACGAGAAAGAUCAAAUUGCGCUGGCGAAAAUUGUUCGAGAUGAAUACGAACACGGUGAUGAUGAUGAAGUGGAAACAGCGAUCGAAGGUAGAGCAGGCCGAGGAAUGGAUGACCCAGAGCGCUCUGGUGGAGCUGUCGAUUCUUCCUCGGAUAGCGAGAACGAUAUGAGACGACCCAUGGGAGAAGCGUAG